This is a messenger RNA of Diutina rugosa, 1278 nucleotides long. It is a transcript of the gene PEX2, whose product is annotated as ubiquitin-protein ligase peroxin 2. The transcript has a single exon. Bases 1 to 1278 code for a protein of 425 amino acids. Gene Ontology annotation, molecular function: zinc ion binding. NCBI's taxonomy places the organism in Eukaryota, Fungi, Ascomycota, Pichiomycetes, Serinales, Debaryomycetaceae. Gene Ontology annotation, biological process: protein import into peroxisome matrix. The record is from RefSeq and is a predicted model, not a curated record. Gene Ontology annotation, cellular component: peroxisomal membrane.
AUGCCAACAAAGCUGACGAUGCCAAUGGCGUACCCAGCGCCUCGGGUGUCGCAAUUGGAUGGGCAUAUUCUUGAUACUGAACUCAAUGAUCUUUUGAUCGAUCAGCUUAAGGAUUGUCUCAAGCUAUUACCUCAGUGGCGGUUUCUGUUUUCCCAACACCUGGAUUUAUACACGUUAUUGGUGAAACUCGUGGUGUUCAGACUCACAGUGGGGCGUAAAGCUCUGUCUUACGGUCUACAGCUUCAGAACUUGAAGCUUUCUGACGGUAACACCACCCGUCCAAUUGGGUUUAACAAGAAGUUUGGCCUUUUCCUUCUUAUCAUUGCCGAAUACCUAUACAAAAAAGUGGCGGCGUACUUGUAUCGGUUUGACAAUGAAGGCGAAGUUGAAGGUGUGGGAGCCUGGGCCGAUUUUAAAAGAUUUUUGGUGCGUCACAACAAGGUGCUUCUCAAGUACAGUGAGAACCUUCUUAAGGUGCUCAACUUGGUGAAUUUCAUCCUUUUCUUGACUGACGGUAAGCAUAUCAACUUAGUGUAUCGCGUCAUGGGAAUCACCCUCACCCCCAUCAUUUCUGACUUGCUCAAGUUUAACGGGAACAACGUGAAUUUUGAAUUCCAGAACCGUCAAUUGGCAUGGAACGUCAUGACGGAGUUCUUGGUGUUUUUGAUGCCUCUUUUGCAGCUCAACAAGCUCAGAAACAUGGUGAGACGCCUUUUACGGCCCCGUGGUCGCAAGGGGAAGCAGCAAGGCACCAAGGUGACUCCCUUCACCAAUUUGCCGAUCAACCAGUGUGCCAUCUGCCAUCAGAAUAACAUGAUGGCUCAGCAGUCCGGGCAGUCACGGUUGGAGUCGAUUGGAGAAAUCACCAAUGCAUACGAAACCAAUUGUGGCCAUAUAUAUUGUUACAUUUGUCUUGCUGCCAAAUUUAACUCAAUGGAAAUUCGGGGAUCGGCGGAAAGAUGUUUACGUUGUGGUGAGGAGCUCAAAUGGUUUAAAGAGUACGGGGUGGAUGAGCCCGCCGGUGAUGACGCUGUCGACCCUGACGCGAUUCUCUAUGGGGAGCAAGUGGAGGACUUGGACGAUGAGGUGGACUGGAAGGACGAAAACCAUAACCCUGACUACAUGCCGCGGGUAGUGGAAAGCUACACGGCGCUGGCAAGCAGUGAAGACAGCGAGUACGACUCGCAGGCGGACGAGAUUGGCAUAUCGGAGGAUUUUGAAGUGGAUGAGGAAAUGGAGGAUGAGGACAUGGAUGACGAGUAUUUUGAAGAAUUUUGA